GUAAAAUCCUGAGGAUCCCCUGAAGGCAUCAGUAUUGUUGUUGUCUGGUGUGCAUGAACGUGUGGAGUAUCUUCCUUUAAUAGUUUGCUAUCAAGUCGACACCACUUUUGUUAAGUACGCCAACUAAUAACACAUAUGCCAGGGCGUUGUUCAGACGGUAGAACUGCUAAAUGUAUUUCACAGGAGGUCACUGGCUCGUUAUCAUACGGCAAAGCUGAAGCUAGCAGCUAGCUGUGCUAUCAGCCGAAGCAAAUCGGAAGGCAGGCAGAGAAGACCAUCAUCUAAAACUGAAGUAGUUUGGUUAAAGUUUGUAGUUUGUCGGUAAAAUUCCUGCUGUAAGGCUGCCCUGAGCAAAAGCUCUAUGAUGGACGUGGCCACUAGAAUUGAGUGUAUAUUUUUCAGUGAGUUUCACCCUACUCUCGGCCCCAAGAUAACAUAUCAGGUCCCAGAGGAAUACAUUUCUCGGGAGCUCUUUGACACAGUUCAGGUUUAUAUAAUCACCAAGCCCGAACUGCAAAACAAAUUAAUAACAGUCACUGCCAUGGGCAAAAAGUUAAUCGGAUGUCCUGUGUGCAUCGAACAUAAAAAGUAUAGCCGCAACGCCCUCCUGUUUAACCUUGGCCUUGUUUGUGAUGCCCAAACCAACACAUGUGCCCUCGAGCCAAUUGUCAAGAAGCUGUCAGGGUACCUGACCACCCUGGAGCUGGAGAGUGGCUUCAUUUCCAAUGAGGAGAGCAAGCAGAAACUUUUACCAAUCAUGUCAACCUUGAUGGAAGACCUCAAUGCCACAGGAGCCUGUACUCUCCCUAUUGAUAAAUCGAACACCAUCCAUCUGAAACUAAUCCAACUUAGGAAGGACCCCCCAAUAGUACAGGAAUACGAUGUUCCAGUUUUCACGCAGUGUAAAGAGCAUUUUAUCAAAUCUCAGUGGGAUCUCACCACUCAACAGAUCCUGCCCUAUAUUGAUGGAUUUAGACACAUCCAAAAGAUUUCAGCUGAAGCGGAUGUAGAGCUGAAUCUAGUUCGUAUUGCUGUGCAGAAUCUCAUGUAUUAUGGUGUUGUGACUUUGGUGUCUAUAUACCAGUACUCUAAUGUGUACUGCACUACCCCCAAAGUCCAGAGCCUCAUGGACGACAAGUCCAUUCAGGAGGAGUGCCUCAACUACAUCACCAAGCAGGGUCAAAAACGGGCCAGUCUAAGAGAUGUGUUCCAGCUGUACUGUGGUCUGAGUCCAGGAACCACAGUCCGAGACCUUUGUUCUCGCUACUCGCAGCAGCUUCAAAGGGUUGAUGAGAGGAGGCUUAUCCAGUUUGGACUGAUGAAGUCUCUCAUUCGACGGCUGCAGAAAUAUCCGGUGAAGGUGAUCCGUGAUGAGAGGAGCAGGCCGCCUCGACUCUUUACUGGUUGCCACAGUUAUGAUGAGAUCUGCUGCAAAACAGGGAUCAGUUACCAGGAGCUGGAUGAACGUUUGGAAAAUGAUCCCAACAUCGUGGUGUGCUGGAAGUGAUGUGAUAUGAACUGAAAACAAAACAAAAAAAAACCCAGCUCUGUGGUGCAGACAACCAUCUGACUGAAAGAUACAGAGAUGCCUCAACCAAAGACGCCUUCAGCGAGAGGAAGCGUUUUCUUGGAAUAACCAUGAAAAGUGAAAGUGAAGUAGUAUUUUGUAAAUUCAACACCUAGGUCAAGUGAGGAAGGUGAUAUUUUAAUAAUGUUGUAGAAAAGAAAAUAUGUAAUUAAUAAAAGAAAUAAUAACA
This is a messenger RNA of Xiphias gladius (swordfish), 1757 nucleotides long. RefSeq names its product NPR2 like, GATOR1 complex subunit (gene nprl2). The transcript has 11 exons. Gene Ontology annotation, cellular component: GATOR1 complex; vacuolar membrane. Lineage: Eukaryota; Metazoa; Chordata; Actinopteri; Istiophoriformes; Xiphiidae. The record is from RefSeq and is a predicted model, not a curated record. Gene Ontology annotation, molecular function: GTPase activator activity. Bases 362 to 1507 code for a protein of 381 amino acids. Gene Ontology annotation, biological process: cellular response to amino acid starvation; negative regulation of TORC1 signaling; positive regulation of autophagy.